Molecule: messenger RNA, 1745 nt
Organism: Canis lupus familiaris (dog)
Lineage: Eukaryota; Metazoa; Chordata; Mammalia; Carnivora; Canidae
Gene: CYP27C1
Product: cytochrome P450 family 27 subfamily C member 1
Exons: 8
Coding region: 206-1549 (447 amino acids)
Biological process (GO): C21-steroid hormone biosynthetic process; cortisol metabolic process; cellular response to peptide hormone stimulus
Cellular component (GO): mitochondrial inner membrane
Molecular function (GO): oxidoreductase activity, acting on paired donors, with incorporation or reduction of molecular oxygen; heme binding; monooxygenase activity
Source: RefSeq, a predicted model, not a curated record
AAAUUUUAAAAAAAUAAGAAAACUUAUGUGAAUAUGAUUAUUGAUGUGAAAGUACAUUUCUCUCAGGAGUAUGUAAUGUUACAACUCUGGUUGAGAUCUGUGUAAUGUAGAGCUUUCCUCUGCCCCAAUUUUCUGCUACCCUAAAACAAAUGUUUAUGUCAAAGGUAUAUCAUAUCUGUGUAUUUUUUCCUUUUUUGGUGUCUCCAUGGUAUUGCAGCAGAAGCACACACGGGAAUAUGGAAAAAUCUUCAAGUCUCACUUUGGUCCUCAGUUUGUAGUAUCUAUUGCAGACCGAGACAUGGUGGCUCAGGUGCUCCGAGCAGAGGGGGCCACACCCCAGAGAGCCAACAUGGAGUCCUGGCAGGAGUACCGACACUUACGAGGCAGAUCCACCGGGCUCAUCUCAGCGGAGGGUGAACAGUGGCUCAAGAUGAGACGUGUAUUGAGACAAAGAAUUCUGAAACCGAGAGAUGUGGCCAUUUUUUCAGGAGAAAUCAACCAAGUUAUUGCUGAUUUAAUUAAAAGAAUCUACAUUCUCAAGAGCCAGGCAGAAGAUGGAGAAACUGUGACCAAUGUCAAUGACCUUUUCUUCAAAUAUUCAAUGGAAGGGGUGGCCACCAUCCUCUAUGAAAGCCGCCUGGGCUGCCUGGAGAACAGUGUCCCGCAGCCCACCGUGGACUACAUUGAGGCUCUGGGGCUCAUGUUCAGCAUGUUCAAGACCUCCAUGUAUGCGGGCGCCAUCCCCAGGUGGCUCCGCCCUCUCAUCCCCAAACCCUGGCUGGAGUUCUGCAGGUCCUGGGACGGACUCUUCAAAUUCAGCCAAAUCCAUGUUGACAAUAAGCUGAAGGACAUACAGUGCCACAUGGACCGCGGGGAGAGGGUAAGAGGGGGGCUGCUCACAUGCCUCUUCCUCAGUCAGGAGCUGACGCUGGAGGAGAUCUAUGCCAACAUGACAGAGAUGCUGCUGGCCGGUGUCGACACGACGUCGUUCACGUUAUCCUGGGCAGUGUAUCUCCUCGCCAGGCACCCACAAGUGCAGCAGACCCUGUACCAGGAGAUCGUUAAGAAUCUGGGGGAGAGGCACAUCCCAACGGCAGCUGACGUCCCCAAAGUCCCACUGGUCAGAGCUCUGCUGAAGGAAACCUUGAGGCUGUUUCCAGUGCUCCCGGGAAACGGCAGGGUCACCCAGGAAGACCUGGUCGUUGGGGGGUACCUGAUUCCCAAAGGCACCCAGCUGGCCCUCUGCCACUACGCCACGUCCUACGAGGAUGAAAACUUCCCUCGGGCCAAGGAGUUCUGGCCAGAGCGCUGGCUGCGAAAGGGAAGCCUGGACCGAGUUGACAACUUUGGGUCCAUCCCCUUUGGGUACGGGGUUCGGAGUUGCAUUGGGCGGAGAAUUGCGGAGCUGGAGAUCCAUCUCGUCAUCAUCCAGUUGCUUCAACAUUUUGAGAUCAAACCAUCCUCUUGGACUAAAGCUGUUCCUGCAAAAACCCAUGGGCUGCUGACGCCAGGGGGGCCCAUCCACGUGCGUUUCGUUAACAGAAAGUGAGCCUGUAUUUUAAAACCCAGCCAACUGCCUGACACAACCUGGGUGUUCCCAUGUCACCGAUGACAGCGGAGGAGGGAAAUGAUCACUUUUAGAGGCUGCCUUGGUGAUAACCUGCUCCCCCCCCCCCCCCCCAUUCUGGGACACUUGUAUGUCUUUAUGCAGAGCAAUGUCAAAAGAUUAUUCAACUUUUUGCAAA